This is a messenger RNA of Erinaceus europaeus (western European hedgehog), 6829 nucleotides long. It is a transcript of the gene MID2, whose product is annotated as midline 2. The transcript is spliced from 10 exons. Bases 392 to 2539 code for a protein of 715 amino acids. Gene Ontology annotation, molecular function: zinc ion binding; protein binding. Lineage: Eukaryota; Metazoa; Chordata; Mammalia; Eulipotyphla; Erinaceidae. The record is from RefSeq and is a predicted model, not a curated record.
CGCGGUGUCAUGGUGCUGCCCCUGGACUGAGGGGAGCAAAACUCUCAAGUUGGGCUCCCGAGCCCCAACCUUAGCGCCACGGCCGCCGCCGAGCUGUCCCUGGCAGCGGCGCGAGCGGGCGGAUCCCGGCAGCCGCGCGGCGGCGGCGGCGGUGGCAGCAGGGAAGGCGGGCGGCGGCCUAGAGCGAAGGCGGCGGUGGCUCGGGAACUGGAGCUGGAGCCGCAGCCAGAGCCCGAGCCAGGUCCAGAGUGGGAGACAUCUCUCAGCGGACGCAGGCGAGAGCCGAGCGCCCUUGGGCUCGCAGAAGACAUGGCCAGCAGCCGAGAAUGCUCUGGGUGAAAGCCCGGCCUCUGUGGUUCUUAAUGCCUCAGCAGGAUUAUUUUCACUAAAGAUGGAAACACUGGAGUCUGAAUUGACCUGUCCAAUCUGCCUAGAGUUGUUUGAAGACCCCCUUCUGCUCCCUUGUGCUCAUAGCCUCUGCUUCAGUUGUGCCCAUCGCAUUUUGGUCUCCAGCUGCAGCUCUGGUGAAUCCAUUGAACCCAUUACUGCUUUCCAGUGUCCUACCUGCAGGUAUGUUAUCUCGCUGAACCACCGGGGUCUGGAUGGCCUCAAGAGGAAUGUGACUCUGCAGAACAUUAUUGACCGCUUCCAGAAGGCUUCCGUCAGUGGCCCCAAUUCCCCAAGUGAGAGCCGCCGGGAGAGGACUUACAGGCCCAGCACCGCCAUGUCUAGUGAGCGAAUUGCUUGCCAAUUUUGUGAGCAGGACCCACCGCGGGAUGCAGUGAAAACAUGCAUCACUUGUGAGGUUUCCUACUGUGACCGUUGCCUGCGGGCCACACACCCCAACAAGAAGCCUUUCACCAGCCACCGCCUGGUGGAACCAAUGCCAGAUACACACCUUCGAGGAAUCACCUGCCUGGACCAUGAGAAUGAGAAAGUGAACAUGUACUGUGUAUCAGAUGACCAAUUGAUCUGUGCCUUAUGCAAACUGGUGGGGCGUCACCGGGACCAUCAGGUCGCUUCCUUGAAUGAUCGAUUUGAGAAACUCAAGCAAACUCUGGAGAUGAACCUUACCAACCUGGUUAAGCGCAACAGUGAACUAGAAAAUCAGAUGGCCAAACUAAUACAGAUCUGCCAGCAGGUGGAGGUGAAUACUGCUAUGCAUGAGGCAAAACUUAUGGAAGAAUGUGACGAGUUGGUAGAAAUCAUCCAGCAGAGGAAGCAAAUGAUUGCUGUCAAAAUCAAAGAGACAAAGGUUAUGAAACUGAGAAAGUUGGCACAGCAGGUUGCUAAUUGCCGCCAGUGUCUUGAACGGUCAGCAGUCCUCAUCAACCAAGCUGAGCACAUACUGAAAGAAAAUGACCAGGCACGCUUUCUCCAGUCUGCAAGAAAUAUUGCUGAGAGGGUCGCUAUGGCAACUGCAUCUUCUCAAGUACUGAUCCCGGACAUCAAUUUUAAUGAUGCCUUUGAGAACUUUGCUUUAGACUUUUCCAGAGAAAAGAAAUUACUGGAGGGGCUAGAUUAUUUGACAGCCCCAAACCCGCCAUCUAUCCGAGAGGAGCUCUGUACUGCCUCCCAUGACACCAUUACAGUCCACUGGAUCUCAGAUGAUGAAUUCAGCAUCAGCUCCUAUGAGCUUCAGUACACCAUAUUCACUGGCCAGGCUAACUUCAUCAGUAAGUCAUGGUGUAGUUGGGGCCUGUGGCCAGAGAUAAGGAAAUGUAAGGAAGCAGUAAGCUGCUCAAGAUUGGCCGGGGCGCCACGAGGCCUGUAUAAUUCUGUGGAUAGCUGGAUGAUUGUGCCCAACAUUAAACAAAACCAUUACACGGUGCAUGGACUCCAGAGUGGGACGCGCUACAUCUUCAUUGUUAAAGCCAUAAACCAAGCAGGCAGCCGGAACAGUGAACCUACUCGACUGAAAACAAACAGCCAACCCUUUAAACUAGAUCCCAAAAUGACUCACAAGAAGUUGAAGAUCUCUAAUGAUGGAUUGCAGAUGGAGAAGGAUGAGAGUUCUCUGAAAAAGAGUCAUACCCCAGAGAGGUUUAGUGGCACAGGCUGCUAUGGGGCAGCAGGAAAUAUAUUCAUUGACAGUGGCUGCCAUUACUGGGAGGUAGUCAUGGGCUCCUCAACAUGGUAUGCAGUUGGUAUCGCCUAUAAAUCAGCUCCCAAGAAUGAAUGGAUUGGCAAGAAUGCUUCCUCAUGGGUGUUCUCUAGAUGCAAUAGUAACUUUGUAGUGAGACAUAACAACAAGGAAAUGCUGGUCGAUGUGCCCCCACAGUUGAAACGUCUGGGUGUCCUUCUGGAUUAUGACAACAACAUGCUGUCUUUCUAUGACCCUGCUAACUCUCUCCAUCUUCAUACUUUCGAUGUGACCUUUAUUCUGCCAGUUUGUCCAACAUUCACAAUCUGGAACAAAUCCCUAAUGAUUCUGUCUGGCUUGCCUGCUCCAGAUUUUAUUGAUUACCCUGAACGGCAGGAAUGCAAUUGCAGGCCUCAAGAAUCCCCUUAUGUUUCUGGGAUGAAAGCUUGUCAUUAGGUUUCAAGAGAGCAUAUAAUUCACUGGCUCUCCAGUUCAGCAGGUUCUUCCCCUAAACCUCAGUUAGUGUUCAAUAUACAAGAUAUAAAAUAAAGUUUAUUUGAAGCAUCCAAAAUAAUUAGAUAUUAUAGAUUUAAUUUCUGUGCAUUAAAGCUUGUAUUUGAAUUAAUAUAUUGAUUUUCUCAGAAUAAAUUAUCUGAGUUGCCUGAGUGCAAGCUAUGGAAGAAAAAAGACUUCCUCUUGUCAUUGAAGAAUUUAAAAUAUCCAGUGAUUUAGGAGUAUACACAGUAUUGGAAGGAGCUAGGGUAAUUCUGAGUAAAUAAUCUAGAAAGAUGCUCUGAAUGAGGUGGAAAGUGAGGGUGAGUGGGGACAUCAGCCUUUCUAGUAGUGAUUACUUUAGCCAAGAAGAAUUUUAAAGUAUCAAAUGACCACAUAUUAUAUAUAGCUUUUGAUUAAAAAAAACUACCAGUAGGGAUUUAUUGUAAAGAAAACAUGUAUGUGUAUAUAAUACACAUAUAAAAUGAAUAAAUAAUAUAUGUUAUAUAUUCAUUUUAUUAUUAUAUAUGCAUUGUAAUAAACUUUAAAAUUUGCUUAUUUGAGUGAGAAACAUACUUAAAGGCAACAUAAAUUAUAUUAUAGUACACAUUUUUGUUCCAUAAAGGGAACACCAAAAUCAGUCAACAUUUCUCCCUUUCUCCAUUUAACCUUCCUUCCGUCUGCCCCCCCACACACACAUACAUACAUGCAAUUACAGUAAUAAUGUAGGUGGUGGGAAGAAGUCUAGGCUAGAUAAGGAGAGAUUGGGAGGAAGACUCCACAGAAGAUGCUGCUACAUAGAAAAACUGAUCCAGGUAAAAGUACAUCAUGGAAAUUCUUCUCAAUUGCUAAAUAUUCUUAUCAUAAAACAUUUCUAAGAAGUGCACUCAUUACUCUAGUACAGUUACUAGAAUUAGGCUCAAAAAGAGAGAUUCCUUAGACGCCUGCUUUAUUUAUUCAGUCAGUAAUAAAGGAUGGAGUGUUACAGACCCAACAACUAUUAGCAUUUAAAUAUAUUUGUAUUUUCUGACAAGAUAUUUCUGAACUGUUUACUAAUGACUGAGAACAGCUUAUUUUCUUUAACAGGUUAUAUAAUCAUUCCUCUUGCAACCUCAUUUACAGUAUUCAUCUGCCUUGCCAACCCUUCAUGACAAAUGCAGAUAAAAAGGAUAUUCCCAGUCCUCAUAGCUAGAGUUGAAGGGCAUUACACUUUAUGGUCUGUGCUUUUUAUUAGUUCCACUACAGGGGUUGGGGGUGUCUGAACCACAGCUUUCUUUUUUUCUGAUAACUAAAUGUUUCAAGGAGUCUACCUGGGAGUUGUAAAAAUAUUACUGUUUUGCAGAAUGUUAGCUGUAGUAAACGGCCAGAUCGGAGUCUUGAAACAAUACCAAAGCUUGUCUGUGCUUCCUCAUCCACUUUGGUGGAUGUCCAUUUAUUAAUUCAUUUAACAAACUGUUGGAUUCCAGGUGCCAUACUGUUGCUGAAAUAUUGUUAAACACAGUCCCUGCUGUCAAAUGGCUUAUUACUAUUUUCCAGGGGGGAGAUGAGCUGAUAAAUCCCCAGAAGUAACUUUUAUUGUUUGUUUGGUAGACAUGGAAAAAAGACUGAUGCAGAUACAGGUGGCUGGCUCAAACGUUCUUAUCUAGUGACAGUCAGUUUUUAGGUUUAAACAAAUCAGAUGCACUUACUGCUGAACAGCCAAUGAGGAAUUUGCAAGCCCAGUAAGGUUCAACGGUACUGGGAAAGAGUUUGCUGUACUAGGAAAUCUUUGAACUGAAAUAGUUUCUCUACAACUAGUGUUGUAACCAAGGGCAAGUACUUCAUUUCCCCAAGCCUCUGUUUUCUCUCCUGUAAAAAUACCUACCUCACAAGGCUAGCGUUAAGAUUUCGAAAAGAUAGCACAUGUAAACUGCCUAGCACAGUGCCUGGUAUUUAAUAAGUGUAACUAUUAUAAAUAUUAUUCUCCUUUACCUGACCCGAAUCCUAGACUUAAUACUACAAGAUGUAUGCCCUUCAUUUCUAAAUUCUUCUGGUUUGUUCUAGAGCUUAACCUCCAGUUUUUUUUUUUUUUAAGCAAAGCAAAGGAUUUUCUCCCUUUAUAUGGGAUAAAUAAAUAAAUAAAUAAAUAAAAAACCUUCUGCUUUCCCAGCUGUUGUUUUGUUCUCCCAGCCCCAUACACACUUGUUACUUUGGCCAGACUAAACUACCCAACUUGUUCUCUUGUCCUGAAAACCGCAACAUUAUAAACAGUGCUGCUGCACAGAGUAAACAGUAGGAAUGUUCUCAAAGUAAUGAAAUAGUUUGCAAAUGCUAUAAAGUGCAAAACACUUUAGUUCUCUCCCAGCCCAAUUUAUUUUGUCUUUAAGUCUCCCACACCAAUUGCUUUGAACCCUUUAGGUUUUAGUGCCCUGAGACAAUUUCCCCACCUUGCAUUUGAUGUUACUUUGGAGUUCCUUUCCCACCUCUGUCUUUCUCAGCCAGACUACCUACUGACUGACACCCAAACUCACCUCUCCCCCCACCCCACUGGGUUAUGUUCUCUGCCAAACAUCCUGAAGAUCUCAAGCCCCAACAAUAAUCACAAUUUAUAGCAGUGUUUUUGCUACAUGAGUGUGCUCCUCGGAUAACCUGUGUUAAAAUUUACCUUUAGGGUUUGUGCAGAGAACUGAUUCUUAGACCAUACCCCCCACCCCAUCUACUUAAGAAUAUCAGGUCAAGAGGUGGUGGUGCCACUUCACAUUUCUAAUGAGCUCACCAAUAAUUCUAAUGCACACAAAAGCCUGACUUACAAAAUAUCACUUCCCCUACUAGACUGUGAACGUCUUGAGGGCAGGGGCUGUGUCUUUUGUUUUUGUAUUUUUAACACCUGUCAUAGUGAGUGGAGCUGCAUAGUUAUCUGGUUAAUGUUAAGUGAAUGGAUGUAUAAAUGAACAAGUAAGUAAUCAAAUUUCCCUCAUGUACUCCGAUAUCCAUACUGGUGUUUGUUGCUAAUAUUUACUGGGCAGAAAAGCUUGAUUAAUUUCCCCAUUUAGGCUCUGUUAAUAUUAUUUUGCAGAUGUUCCAAGGAUCAUACAUGUAAAUAAGCACUGUCCUCAAAAGCCAUUUGUUAGUUAUCUUAUGGAAUUGUCUGGAGCAUAUGACAUCAUUCUUUUAUUCUUUGAACAUAGAUUUAAAUUUUGGUUACAACCAAAAAUCACUCAGUGUUAAUUCUACUAAACUGGGUUUGAAGUAAGCAAUGAAGUUUCUCAGCAGAAAAUAUGGAAGUUCUUUCCAAGAAAUACCGUAAUGGCAUAGUAUUCAGUGGAAACUUUCAAAGAAUGUUAGCAGUGUCAGAGACCUUAAGAGAAGUCAUUGACUACCUCUAGCUAAACUCAGUUGGACAAAGGGAAUAAGACCUAUAUUUAACAUCACUAAGGAAGGUGAUUCCAUAAGUCUUUGUUGGUCUGUUCAGUAUAUUUUACAAUCCUUUCUGCUAGAAAAAAAAAAUUGCUUGCAGUUUAUGCUUGUUUCCGCUUUUUAUAUUGUCUUAUUGAAGAAAGCACAAAAUAAUAGAAACAAAGUUUAACCUGUUUUGAGAAUAUGGAAGGAAUUUUAAUGCUACAUUGGAGUUCUGGCUCCUUAUAUUGAAUACAUAAGGAUAACUGCAUCUGGAUGUGUUUUUACCAUAUUAUCUCAUUGUGUAACUUUGAAUGCAAGCAAAAUUCAGAUUGCAGCAAAAUCACAUGUUCUUUUCAGUUAAAAUACACUAGGUGAAUUUUCUAAGCUUCCAUAGUUUACAUAUUUAUAUAUGACUACCUGGAUGGAACAAUGAACCUUUUGAUAAAGUGAAAUAUUUGAUACCAUUUCCUCCACAGAAUGGAGAAUGUGAGGCUGAUGGAUAAGAACCACUUCCAUGGUGAUUUCAGUUCUGAAGCCAUUUUCAGCCUGAGACACUGGGCAAUAUUUGGCUAUACAAGUUGGUCAGGUUGACUGCCAUGAGUUCACGCAAAACUGCCUUUUACGGUUUGAUCUGCCGGCUUUAGACAUAUGCUGUGUUGUUAUUGGCUAGAAUAUUUAUUAGACUAUUGUUGAACUAUUUUUUAUUAAAUGCUUUACCCCAGGCUUGUUUGUACUGGGAACUCUGAACCAAGAGUGUCUCUCCUAGUGACAUAAAUCUGAGCAUCUGUGGGUUUCACAGCCUCAUCCCACUAAAAAUAUCCCACCCCAUCCAAAAUGCUAUAUUAUGAAAUAAAUAAAUAUAUAUGUAUUCAUGAA